AUGCUUCUAAGAUAUCAUCGUAAUCUUCGUUUAUCUUCAAUAUUUAUUGAUGAAAUCAUGAAAUUGAUGAAACGUUAUGUAAUUGUUAUAGGCGUUUUUUUUCUGUUUUAUCUUUUUGUAUCAAAUAAAAAUCGUCUUUUUCCUCGUCUCGUUUUUGGAGAAUUUCAUCUUCUAUCAGCUGAAUCUAAUCGUACAAUCAAUAUACGCCAAUCACAAUUGUAUCAACAUGAAAGUUCUAAUGGUGGAAUAAUAACACUAUAUGACGUAACACAAGACAAUGAAUGGGAUUUUCAAUGUCCAAAAACAAAAUAUAAUGAAGAAGAUAUUCAUGAUGUUAAAAUAUGUAUCUAUGAUCCUCAACAUGAUGAACAUGUCAGUGGACAAUUAAAUGAUCAUGGAAAAUGGGAGCCAGUUGUUGUAAGAAGUUUCCUUCGUUUAUUACGAACAUUACCAAACACGCAUGUUAUUGAUAUUGGUGCUAACCUAGGUUUAUAUACUCUAUUAGCUACUCAAUAUGAUCGUCAUGUUAUUGCUGUUGAACCUUUAUAUGAUUCUCUUAUUCGUUUACACAAAUCGAUUCAGCUAAAUGAUGUUCAACAUCAUGUGACACUUGUUGCCAACGCUAUUGGAAUAAAACAUGAACGUUUAUCAUUAAAUAUUGUUGAUAAAAAUUUAGGUGCUUCUUAUCUAUCAUAUCUUGAUGAAUUAGCACCGCCAGUAAAAAAAAUUGAAAAUAUUGUUGAUCAACAACAUGGCUUUCCUCCUCGUGUACUUGCUGAAGUUGAUACAAUAACGCUUGAUGAUUUAGUGUCAAUAUUUCCAAUUUUUUUUAAACGAGCUAUUUUGAAAAUUGACAUUGAAGGGUUUGAAGCGCUAGCGUUUAGUAAUGCAUCAUUACUAUUUAAUCGUACAGAAAUUCCAGCAAUUUAUAUGGAAUUUGGAAAAUUAAUUGAAAUGAAAUAUUAUCGUGGUAUGCAACAGAAAAUUGAAGAUAUGUUAACAUUUUUAAAAAAGAGAAAUUAUGAACCAUUUGAAGUUAAUGAUAUUAAUCAUAUUCUAUAUGAUAAUUGGGAAUCAUGGCCAUGGGAUGUUGCAUUUAGACGAUGCGACAUAUGUCGAUGUCCAGAAAUGGAAAAACUUGUUGGAUCUGCAGAAUAA
This is a messenger RNA of Rotaria socialis, 1158 nucleotides long. The record is from the annotation of a GenBank genome assembly. NCBI's taxonomy places the organism in Eukaryota, Metazoa, Rotifera, Eurotatoria, Philodinida, Philodinidae.